Molecule: messenger RNA, 429 nt
Organism: Hirsutella rhossiliensis
Lineage: Eukaryota; Fungi; Ascomycota; Sordariomycetes; Hypocreales; Ophiocordycipitaceae
Exons: 1
Coding region: 1-429 (142 amino acids)
Source: RefSeq, a predicted model, not a curated record
AUGUUUCUCCUGCAAAGCACCCUCCUCCUGGGCGCUCUUGGGCUGCUCUUGUCAGUCUCCCCCAUCACCGCCAGCCCCAUCUCCUCCGCAGUGGCACCGUCGUCAAUCAACCUCACGCCGUCUGACCACGACGAGCUGCUCUCCCUCGCCGCGCGCGGAGAGGCCAGCCGCGGCCCCGUGCCCAAGACAAACAGCGACGUUGGCUUCGACAUGCUGUACGCGCUCCUCACAAAGGGGCUCGGCGCUAAGCUGACGCAGGGUACAAUCACCAAAAUGCUGCUCAACGAGCCCGUGAUUGAGACGCCGGCCAUGGCGCGAUACGUCGUCGAGGCGCGGCUGGCGGUGGAGAGGGGCGAUCAGAAGGCAGCAUUUCAGGCCAUGAGGAAGUGGAGUGCCGAGGUGGACAAGGAGCUUGGGCUGUCCAAGUAG